GCGGCCCUCUCACUUCCACGCCUUGGUCAAAGGAUGGCGGAACUUCAUAGGAUGUGGGAGCGUGAAGACUUGGUCCGGGAGAGGGCCAGAGCCGAGCACCGGAUCCUGGUCUGGCUGGAGCCUCACUUGGUUGGAGCACCAUCCCUACGUGCUUUCAGUAAGUAUGAACCGGGUAAUCAUCGAAUUGACUGCGCAGUGGUGGGCUCCACAGUGCGAUCAGCCGGAGUCGCUCCAGAUUGCAACCAUCAGGGAGGAGGUGAAGAGAUUCCGGACUCUACUUCAUCUAGAUCCCACGGAUGUUGCCAGUGGAGCAUAGACUCCUGGGGAGUGAAGAAACUGUUCUCUUACAGUUUGCGGAGGUGGCUUGCAAACUCUCUGAACCCACGGGAUGAUUGCUUGCUGGACAUCUAUGACACCUUUUCCACUCACUGGGAAGUCCUGAGCCUGAGCCGCCUGCACCACCCCAGAUCUUGGCAAUUGAAGAUGGUGUGAUUGAAGUCGACCCAGAUGAACACCCUCAAGCACUCAGCCCCGGUGGUGCAGCUAGCCCUGAACCAUCAAAGAUGGUUGAUGAUGGGUAUCCCUGCAACCUUUGCAGAUCUUGCCGUGCCACCGAACUCCGGACGACCAACACUGACGCCCAGAUCUGAGCCCCUGACAUCGCCAUCGCCAGUGACACGAACAUCGCCGUCGCCAGAACUUGAUCGAGAAGCCCUCCUGGCUUGGAGAGAAGCCCUCAGGUGUGAGCUUGCCCGCAAACAAGCAGAACGAUCUGCAGCUGCAGCUGCUGCCCUUCUCGCUCACGAUGGAGGACCUGCCUCUGCUAGUGGGAGUUAUGUGGAUCAAUUGGUGACUCUGCCAAUGGAAAUUGAUUCCAGGGAUCCUGUGACUCAAGAGACAGUGGACCCCGAUUCAAAGACUUUGGAGCUUGCUGCCGUGGUUGCCGGAGAGAUUCCUACACAAGCUAGUGGCUUGGAAUCGCCGGCGCUGAAGACACCAGAGGCUUUGCCGCCAGUGUCUCAUGGGAAGGAGGCAGAACCCAUCAAUGCCGCACCUUCUCAGAAGCCGGAACUUGACGCGGAAGCUGCCAUCCAGCCACCUCCUGCAAAGGCUGCCAAGCUGAGCGCCAAUGGUGGUGAAUCUUCAAAGCCGGAUGAACCCAAGGAACCGGAUUUGUUGCACAUGAAGGCUCCGCUAGUGAGGCGCUCUGACCAACUCGGGAAGGUGGUGGACGUGACCGGCAAUGACGGCGAUGACCAUUCUCGUGAAGACCAGGCAAAAGUUGAAGCUGAGGAAGCAAAAAGUGAAGCUGAGGAACCAACUCCUGACCAACCUUCUGCUAGUUCUGGGGGUCGAGGUGGCAAGGGAAGGGGAAGAGGCAAAGGGAAGAGCAAGGCGCAGACCACAAAUGCACCAGAAGUUGUUGAUGUAGACAAAGCUGACGCAUCAGCAAAGGCUACAAGGAAGCGUGGAAAGGGCAAAGCUGAGAAAGAUGAGAAUGCAAGCAAAGUGCAGAAGACUGAGAAAGGCAAGAGCAGUGAUGCUGCGCAAGGUGGUGAAGCUGUGGACGGGCAGGGCAAGCGAGAAGGGGAGAAAGCUCCCAAGACCACGCGCGGCAGAGCCAAACAAGCAGAGAAGAAGGAUUCACCAGAGCAGAAGGAUUCAGCCACUGGUGGAAGUGAGCAGCCCAAAGAGGUCAGGCCGCUACUGCCCGCAAUCAGAGCUUGGUGCUGCGAAGUGGCAAGCCAUCCGAGAAGUCUUCAACACCAAGAUCAAGCCGCGCAUCAAGUCUCACUCGAAGAUUCAGGUUAAGUUCUGGAACCAUUGCAUGGCGGAUGAGGGCAUCAAAGC
Messenger RNA from Durusdinium trenchii, 1851 nucleotides. The record is from the annotation of a GenBank genome assembly. NCBI's taxonomy places the organism in Eukaryota, Dinophyceae, Suessiales, Symbiodiniaceae.